Molecule: messenger RNA, 4104 nt
Organism: Hippoglossus stenolepis (Pacific halibut)
Lineage: Eukaryota; Metazoa; Chordata; Actinopteri; Pleuronectiformes; Pleuronectidae
Gene: txndc11
Product: thioredoxin domain containing 11
Exons: 13
Coding region: 184-2757 (857 amino acids)
Source: RefSeq, a predicted model, not a curated record
UGAAAAGUCGACGUGGGGAAGAAAGGUUGGUCCGUGUUCGAGACCCGCGACACAGCAGCGGCGCGUCCAAUCCAGGUCAGCGGUGUGUCCCGUGGAACCGGUCCGCCUGCCCCCCCUCCCCUCGGUGAUGGACGCGCGGAGCCGGGCCGUAUAAAUGGGACCGGGAGCCGACGACGGGCUGUAAUGCUGCGCCGGGUGCGGCAGUCUCUCCGGCAGGUGCUGUUUCUGAUGGCCCGGAGACCGGAUCUCCUCUGCGGGGCUAUCGUGCUCAGCGUCCUGCUCGUCCUGGCUCUCAUGCUCACGUGCAGCCGUGCUAAGAAUGUGGUGGCAGCAGCUCGGCCUCCGGUGCGGUUCUUCUCUGCCGAGGCCCCGAUCAUCGACCUGUACUUGGGUCAGCUGGACCAGGUGGAGCGUCUGAGGAGUGUGGCGGAGGUGUCGCUCAUCUUCUUCUAUGCACCGUGGUGCGCUCACUCCAUGGCUGCCCGACAGGAAGUGCAGCAGGUUGCUAAGAAGCUGGCCAAACAGGUGCAGUUUGUGGCCGUUAACUGUUGGUACAGUCAGGGGAAAUGCAGGAGGCAAAACCGCCUCUACCACUAUCCCAUCAUCCAUCUGUUUUAUAGAAGGUUUGGACCCAUCGAGUACAAAGGUCCGUUCGUUGCUCUGUAUGUGGAGAGUUUCAUCCUCCGAGUCAUCACGCCGCUCACUUACCUCCCAUCCAGAGCCACACUUGAAGAGUUCCUCUCCAACCACGAGCCUCGUGUGGUGGGUUUCUUCCAGUUUAACUCGUCUCCUCAGCCGCCAGGGUACAUCACGUAUUUGUCCUCGGCGCUGCAGGCUCUCAAACGGGAUUUCCGCGGAGUCGUGCGUUUCGGGGUCGUGACAAACAAACAGGUGGCCGAGGCCAUCUCCCUAAAAGAAGAUGAAAGUGUUUAUCUCCACAGGAUAUUAAACUCCUCUUUGAUUUUCCCUCGACUGGAACGUAACUUCACGUCCGAGGCCAUCUGCAGCUGGGUGUUUGAACACUAUCAGACCGUCCUCAAGUGGCUGCAGCCGCCGGGAACUAAGUCCCGCCUCUUGGAGCAGGAGCUGACUAAAGGUCCGGCGCUGCUGCUGUUCCUGCCGUACAAUCCACUCGGCUCCAAACCCGAUCCCAUCCUGCACCAGAUUGCCGACAUUGCUGUGCGAUACCAUUCCUGUGAGAAUAACGACCACUCCGGCUCGGACGGAAGAUCCCACCUGCUGUGCUGCCAGUCGGUUCUGCUCCCAGAGUCCAGGACAAGUGUGUGCGAGGUGUGUCUCCGCUCGUCAGGACAGAGUCGGAGCAGCUCUUCCGUACGCUGCUCGUUCCCCUCCACAGCUCGGGGGGGGGACGUGUUGCAGCCUCAUCUCCGACACUGCUGCCUCCACCGACUUCCUGCUCCCGUGUCCACGGAGUCUGCCUCCUCGUUGGACUGUAGCAACUUUCUGAGCAGCUACAGCCCGUUCAGUCAAUACAGUGCCUGCUGCAGACCAGUAGAACCUCAACUCAAUGAGUCACAAGCCAAAGAGGGGCCGGACAUGCAAAGACUCACGCCCCCUCCUCUGUCCGUCCCUCCGUCGUCCGUCACUCAGCAGAGAGGAGACGGCAUCACGGGGCUCCGGUGUCAGACCAACAGGACGCUCAGGUUUUAUCUGCUGGACGUUGCUCUGAACUGGCCUCUGGCCGUGAGGCUCGGAGCCACAGGCAACAGAACGGCUGCUCUUCACCAGGAGGCUGGUAACCCAGGUGAUGGGAGCAGCCACCGGUCGUUCGCAGCUAUCGUGAACCUGAAGGACGAGGUUCACUACGUUCUCCAUCGCAGCCCAGCAGCCACACUCACAGAGUCUCUGGAGGCCUUCAUCAGGAACUUCAGUGCUCCGUACAGUCUCUUGCAGAGACACUUGGUCGGAGAGGAGAACAGGAAGGGAGGUGAGGAGGAAGCCAGGCGUCCUCGCCCCCUCAUCACAGAACUGACCACCUCCUCCUUCCUGCCCUCCGUCAUGGAUCUUCAGAAGGAUGUGCUGCUGAUCUACUACACUCAGUGGUGUGGAUUCUGCUCCGUUCUCAACCACAUCAUCAUCCAUCUCGCCAGAUUGUUACAGGAAAACAGCACCAUCACUGUUGCCAGGGUGAAUGUAGCUCGCAAUGAUCUUCCCUGGGAGUUCAUGGUGGAUCACGUUCCCUCCAUUCUGCUCUUUCCCAGAUACAGAAAACAUAUGAGUGUAAAGUUUCCAGACGACCUUCCCAUCACGUUACCCAACCUCCUCCACUUCGUCCUGCAACACUCUGGCUCUGCACACGAUGCCGACAAACCGGUAGCAUCCUCUGUCAAGGCCGACGGUUCAGGAGCCGCCGCCGUCCUCCGCGCAGAGUUCCUGGCACUGCAGCGGGAAGUUCAGACGCUGCAUCACGCCCGCGAACGUCUCUCCCAGCAGCUGGCGCAGCUGUGGCGCGACAACCGGCGCCUGACAUUUGAAACUCUCAUCUUAGAAUCCCAGAACGCUGAGCUGCAGCGAGAGAGGCAGAGCCUGGAGGAGCAGCAUCAGGAGAAAAGCCGGCUGCUCGGGAAAGCGGUGAGACGCCUGCAGGAGCUGGCAGACACCUCGGAGAACCUGCUGAACGAGAACACGCUGCUCAGGAUCCUGCUGAGGGCGGUGAGGGACAGGACGGAGGAGCAGGAGCAGGAGGAGGAGGAGAGAAAGGAGCCAGAACAGAAAAGAAGCCAUAUGGCCUCUUGAACACACGUCUGCAGGGAAUCCCGAGGAGGAGAGAGCAGGAGAACGAAGGGAGGACUGGAAGGGAUGAGAAAGAAAGCUGUGAUUAGACCUGAGAGGAUGAAAUGAAACUGAAAUGAGGAGCUAAUGUAAAACCAAAAGGGCGACAACCUGGUAAAUUUCAUCACAAGAGAAAACAAGGAUGAAAUGACAGUUAUGAUCUGUGGUGAAAAAUGAAGACUGCCGCUGAGUCAGGAAACACGUAGCGAGCUGUGAUGAUGGAGGAUUUAUCCACUCGCAUGGACACUAGUGCGGGGAUUCAGUGCCAAAUGUCCAAGUCACGUGACUCACUUCUGAUUCUGCGCUUUGCAAAAACUUAAUGUCGACGGUGGAAGAUGUAACCUGAGUUAAACUUUCUAAAAAACACUCUGCAGCCAAACUCUCUGCCUUCGCUGAAUCACUGUCUGUCCUCAUCUGAGAGACGGUUUUCAGACAACGAGUCCAUGACCAUCACAAACCAAACUGAAUCAGGAGUGGAAACAAAGAUUUACGGUUAAAUAAACUAAUCUAAUAAAUUGAGGCGGGUCAAAUUAUUAUUACUACGACAGUUCAGAUGAUAAAUGAGUCACGUUCAUUUUUUUAACAGAAAUUAUAUUUUCAAACUCUUAAUUUAUUCCCGUCGUUUCCUUUUUGCCUCCUGAUGAGCGACUGUUAACACUUCCGGAUUUUUUUCAAAAUAAAAGCCUAGCUGUGAAAGAAAGCCUUUCCCUACUGUAAAAGUUCUCCAGGUGCAGAAGUGGUGUUUUUUUAUACUAGUUUAUAAAUUCCUGGUUUAAAUUUUUCCAGAUAAUUUUCUUAGGAUGAAUCGUAUAUUUUUCGUAUUAAUCACACGCAAAAUAGUGUCUUAUUAGUUGUUAAACUUCCAUUCAUUUCCAAAUGCAGAGUCGGCACAACCGGCAGGAAACUUUUAAAAUAUGAAGAAUUCUAAACAGAGUUUGGUGGAUUUGUUACAUCUGCAGGAUUUAGAGGAACCUCUCACCCGCCGCUUCACAAUCCUUUAAUUUAAUGCACAGUAGCAGGUGAGAGUUGGAGAGUUUGGCUGCAGAGUCAAAGGGCUACUAAUGAGGUUUAUUUAAGAGCACUUGAAAUAAUCAGCUGUUGUUUCUGUUUCUGUUUCUGUUUUUUGUUUUUUUUUUGACGGGGAAAUAAUUGUUUUGUUAAACUGAUCUAUUUUUCCAGGAAUCUUUUCAUCUCUGAGUCACUAAAAUAUUAUUUCUGUGUAACUAUUCAGGUAUUCAGAACAAGAUGCUGCAAUCGUUUACAUGUGAAAUAUUGCACCGGUUUUUACUGAUUAAAAAUCAACUCUUCUUA